UUUCUUUUCAGAAAGGAAAAUGGGCCUGGCUUUUUGCUCACUUGUGUUUUUUCUGUUAUAUAGUGUGAUUGUGUUAUGAUAAUUAAUAAAUUUCAUUUAGAUUAUAUGAGUAUGAGGCUGCACAGGUUUGUCCCCAUCAAUAACAGAACCGAGCAUAUUCUCUACUAUAUACAUGCAGUUAAAGAAAUGCUGCAAAGUAAGCACAAUAAGUUCCAAGAGUAGUAGACAAACUAUCAGAUUAUUAUCUUAAACUGCGUGCAAUGGCCGUGGAAAAUGGCAUACACAGUGAUACAAGUACUCAUGAGACUAGCACAUCAAAAGGCCUGGAAGAAAAGGAUAAAAGCGCCAGAGCAAAUGGGCACCCACAAGAAAUAGAGAAGAGCAAAGGAGAAGAGAAAACAAACUCAGUUCCAUUCCACAAGCUCUUUUCAUUUGCAGACUCUGUUGAUAUUGUUUUGAUGAUCAUUGGCACUAUUGGUGCUCUUGGGAAUGGAUUAAGUAUGCCCUUGAUGACAAUAUUUCUUGGGGAUACAAUUGAUGCUUUUGGAAAUAACCAGAAUAACCAAGAUGUUGUGGAUGUAGUUUCCAAGGUGUCUCUGAAAUUUGUCUACUUGGGAAUAGGAUCUUCUGUGGCCUCAUUUCUCCAGGUGGUUUGUUGGAUGGUCACAGGGGAGAGACAGGCUGCAAGAAUAAGGGGUUUAUAUUUGAAGACUAUAUUAAGACAAGAUAUUGCUUUCUUUGAUAAGGAAACAAACACUGGAGAGGUCAUUGGUAGAAUGUCUGGGGACACUGUUCUUAUACAAGAUGCAAUGGGAGAGAAGGUUGGGAAAUUUCUGCAGCUCGUAUCUACAUUCCUUGGAGGAUUUGUAAUAGCAUUUGUCAAAGGGUGGCUUCUUACUCUUGUCAUGUUGUCCUCUCUGCCCCUGCUUGUUCUAGCUGGUGCAGCUAUGUCUAUUAUGAUAGCUAAGAUAGCAUCUCGUGGACAAAAUGCUUAUGCAAAAGCAGCAACUGUAGUUGAGCAGACUAUUGGUUCAAUCAGAACGGUUGCAUCAUUUACGGGGGAGAAGCAAGCCAUACGGAAUUACGAGAAGUUCCUUCUUGCUGCUUACCACUCAGGUGCUCAUGAGGGCUUAAUUACUGGAUUGGGACUGGGCCUAUUUAUGCUUAUCCUGUUCUGUAGUUAUGCUUUGGCAAUAUGGUUUGGAGGAAAGAUGAUACUGGAAAAAGGAUACACGGGUGGCGAAGUGAUUAAUGUAAUCAUUGCUGUGUUGACUGGUUCUACGUCCCUAGGGCAAGCAUCUCCCUCCAUGACUGCAUUUGCUGCUGGACAAGCUGCAGCUUAUAAGAUGUUCGAGACCAUUGGUAGAAAGCCAGAGAUAGAUGCGUAUGAUAUGAGUGGAAAGAUAUCAGAUGACAUCCAUGGAAGUAUAGAGUUAAGGGAAGUAUAUUUCAGUUAUCCAGCUAGACCGGAUGAGCAAAUAUUUAGUGGUUUCUCUCUUUCUAUCCCAAAUGGCAUGACUGCUGCUUUGGUUGGACAAAGUGGAAGUGGGAAAUCAACAGUGAUCAGUCUAAUAGAGCGGUUUUAUGAUCCCCAAGGUGGUGAAGUUCUCAUAGAUGGCAUCAACCUCAAAGAGUAUCAGCUAAAGUGGAUUCGGGAAAAAAUUGGACUCGUCAGCCAAGAGCCUGUGUUAUUUACAUCCAGCAUUAGGGAUAAUAUUGCAUAUGGAAAAGAUGGAGCAACCACUGAAGAGAUAAGAGCUGCAGCUGAACUUGCCAACGCUGCUAAAUUCAUUGAUAAACUGCCUCAGGGUCUAGAUACAAUGGUUGGUGAGCAUGGAACACAGCUGUCUGGUGGACAGAAACAGAGAAUUGCAAUAGCGAGAGCUAUCCUGAAAGAUCCACGAAUCUUACUUUUGGAUGAAGCUACUAGCGCACUUGAUGCAGAAUCUGAAAGAAUAGUUCAGGAGGCACUAGAUAGGAUUAUGGUCAACAGAACAACAGUCAUUGUUGCCCAUCGUCUGACUACGAUUAGAAAUGCUGAUGUGAUUGCUGUCAUUCACCGUGGAAAUAUAGUUGAGCAAGGUUCACAUUCAGAACUACUUGCGUAUCCUGAUGGAGCAUACUCUCAGCUUAUAAGGUUACAAGAAGUAAAUGAAGAUUCAGAAGAAGCUGUAGAUGAACAUAAAAGACCAGAGAUUUCUUUGGAAUCAUUGUCUAGUCAAAGAAAUUCAUUGCGACGGUCCAUUAGUCGGGCAUCAUCUAGACUUGGAAAUAGCCAUCGUCAUUCGUUGUCAGUUUCUUUUGGUUUAACCACAGGACUUAAUGUCUCUGAAAAUUCACUGGCAGAACCAGAAGUGUCUCCACAAAAUAACCAAACUCCAGAGGUCCCGAUUCGCCGCCUCGCAUAUCUCAAUAAGCCUGAGAUUCCAGUGCUUAUAGCUGGAUCCAUAGCUGCAAUUAUUAAUGGUGUGGUAUUUCCUCUUUUUGGUAUACUAAUUUCUAGAGUGAUUGAAUCGUUUUUUAAACCGCCUCAUGAAUUGAGGAAGGAUUCGAAGUUCUGGGCAAUCAUCUUUGUGAUAGUCGCCGUUGUCUCAUCUUUGGCAUGUAUUGCACAAUUAUACUUUUUUGCUGUGGCUGGGUCUAAGUUGAUCCAGCGGAUCAGAUCAAUGUGUUUUGAUAAGGUGGUUCAUAUGGAGGUUGGUUGGUUCGAUGUGCCUGAGCAUUCAAGUGGUGCAAUUGGUGCUAGACUUUCAGCAGAUGCAGCAGCAGUGCGUUCUCUGGUUGGAGAUUCACUUGCUCAGAUGGUUCAAAAUAUUGCAUCAGCAGUAGCAGGUCUGAUCAUUGCGUUCACUUCAAGUUGGCAACUGGCUUUCAUUAUUCUUGUAAUAGUUCCUCUCACAGGACUCAAUGCUUAUGUUCAAUUAAAGUUCUUGAGAGGGUUCAGCGCAGAUGCAAAAAUGAUGUAUGAGGAAGCAAGCCAAGUUGCAAAUGAUGCAGUUGGUAGUAUAAGAACUGUUGCCUCUUUCUGUGCUGAAGAAAAGGUGAUGCAACUGUACAGAAAGAAAUGUGAAGGUCCUCUAAAGACAGGAAUAAGGCAAGGGCUCAUCAGUGGAAUAGGAUUUGGAGUAUCAUUCUUCUUGCUGUUUUCUGUCUAUGCAACUAGUUUCUAUGCAGGAGCUCAACUUGUCAAGCAUGGGAAAACAACAUUCUCAGAUGUUUUUCAAGUUUUCUUUGCUUUAACCAUGGCUACUAUGGGAAUUUCUCAAUCAAGCUCCUUUGCUCCUGAUUCCUCCAAGGCCAAGAGCGCUGUUGCUUCCGUUUUCUCAAUUUUAGAUAGAAAAUCAAAGAUAGAUCCUAGUGAUGAAUCAGGAAUGACAUUAGAAAAUGUGAAAGGAGAAAUUGAGUUUCGUCAUGUAAGCUUUAGGUAUCCAUCUAGGCCGGAUAUUCAAAUUUUCCAAGAUCUGAGCUUGUCUAUUCAUUCUGGCAAGACUGUGGCUCUAGUUGGUGAAAGUGGAAGCGGGAAAUCAACUGCCAUCUCAUUGUUACAAAGAUUUUAUGAUCCUGAUUCUGGACAUAUAACACUGGAUGGAGUUGAAAUUCAAAGGCUCCAACUCAAGUGGUUGAGACAGCAGAUGGGGCUUGUGAGCCAAGAACCAGUAUUGUUUAACGAUACAAUCCGUGCCAACAUUGCAUAUGGAAAGGAUGGAAAUGCAUCUGAGGCAGAAAUCUUAGCUGCAUCAGAGUUGGCCAAUUCACACGAGUUCAUUAGUAGUUUACAACAGGGGUAUGAUACUCUCGUAGGUGAACGAGGAGUCCAACUGUCGGGGGGACAGAAGCAAAGGGUAGCCAUUGCUCGGGCUAUAGUGAAAACACCAAAGAUACUGCUACUGGAUGAGGCAACCAGUGCCCUGGAUGCCGAAUCUGAGAGAGUGGUUCAAGAUGCAUUAGACAGAGUAAUGCAGAACAGGACGACAGUUGUUGUAGCCCAUCGAUUAUCUACGAUCCAGAAUGCAGAUGUUAUUGCAGUGGUUAAAAAUGGUGUUAUUGUAGAGAAAGGAAAACACGAGACUUUGAUCAGUAUCAGCAAUGGUUUUUAUGCUUCCCUAGUGGCACUUCACGUAAGUGCCUCAAUUGCAUGAGCUGCUUACAGUUUCUUUUUCCUGUUAUGAUAAUUUUGGUGAAGAAUUCAUGUACUCUCCUUUCCAAACAGAAAUAUUAAUAUAAAUGCUUUUCCUUUACUAUGAA
Molecule: messenger RNA, 4245 nt
Organism: Ricinus communis (castor bean)
Lineage: Eukaryota; Viridiplantae; Streptophyta; Magnoliopsida; Malpighiales; Euphorbiaceae
Product: ABC transporter B family member 11
Exons: 13
Coding region: 261-4139 (1292 amino acids)
Biological process (GO): transmembrane transport
Cellular component (GO): membrane
Molecular function (GO): ATP binding; ABC-type transporter activity; ATP hydrolysis activity
Source: RefSeq, a predicted model, not a curated record